AUGGAAUAUGAUCUUAUUAUUGCAUCUGAUGAUCAGCAAACGCCAUCUUUUCAGGAUAAUCAAACACAGUUAAUGGAAACUGUCUCAGAAUCAGGAACGGCAGCACUUUUAGCUGUGAUGAGCUUACAUGAAGAUGGCACUGAUCAUAAGAUGUUCAGAGAACGAUUAGAGUGCUUUCAUACAUGGCCCCAAGAAGCACAAAUUGCUUUUGUGAAGACUCUUAUUCGACAUUUGAAGCACCCACAAUUGGCAGAAGUUGCUGCUUUCCUUACUCCACUUUUGCAACGAGAUUUUAUAGCCGCUCUGCCAAGUUGUGCCGCAGAACAUGUUCUUCAAUACCUCGAUGCACCGGCACUUUCCAGAUGUGAGGCUGUAUCGAAAAAUUGGCAACGCGUGAUCGCUGAGAGUCAGAUGUGGAAAAGAUUGAUUGAAGCAAAAGCACGUGGUGACCCUUUGUGGAGGGGGUUGAUGAAACAAAGGGAUUGGUUGCGCUUCAUUUUCUCCAAUAGAGACAAUUGCAUCAAUGCCAUUUGUAGCGAAGAAUCUAUCGAUCCAAAGACAAUUUGUGACAAUCAAACUAUAUGCUUCAUUUUGCACAGAUUCUUUAGAAAACUCUACCCAAAGAUUGUCAAAGAGUUGGCAAAUCUGGAGACAAAUUGGAGAAAUGGGACUAAUCAUCAGACGUUGAUCAACUGUAAUUCAGAAAAUAGCAAAGGAGUUUACUGUUUACAAUAUGAUGACGACAAGAUUGUUUCUGGAUUGAGAGAUAAUACUAUUAAGGUUUGGCACCGCAACAACUUAUCAAUUCCGAGUCUAACUUUGACUGGACAUACAGGCUCUGUGCUUUGUCUUCAAUAUGAUCAGAGAAUAAUUGUUAGCGGAUCAUCGGAUGGCACAAUUCGUAUAUGGGAUAUACAUACUGGAGAAUGCUUGAACACAUUGAUCCAUCAUGCAGAGGCCGUGCUUCAUCUACGAUUUGGUAGUGGAAGAAUGGUCACAUGUUCAAAGGAUCGGACGGUUGUCGUUUGGGAGAUGACUUCACCCAAACAAAUGUCAGUUCAAAAUGUUCUUUCUGGUCAUCGAGCUGCUGUGAAUGUUGUGGAUUUUGAUGAAACCUACAUUGUGAGUGCAAGUGGAGAUCGCACUAUUAAGGUUUGGGGAACUGAUGAUUGUGCGCCUAUUAGGACCUUGACGGGUCAUCGAAGAGGAAUAGCUUGUCUUCAAUAUAAGGGAAAACUGAUCGUGUCAGGAAGCAGUGACAACACGAUUAGAGUCUGGGACAUCGAUCGUGGUGCAUGUAUCCGAGUUCUAGAAGGUCAUGAUGAACUUGUUCGAUGUCUUCGAUUUGAUUCCAAGAGAAUCGUUUCUGGGGCGUAUGAUGGCAAGAUCAAAAUAUGGGACAUGGAGGCUGCUCUCGAUCCAAACUCAACAACCCAUUCGUUAUGUCUCGCAACAUUGAACCGUCACACCGGACGUGUUUUUCGACUGCAAUUUGAUGAUUUCCAAGUGGUCAGCUCCUCCCAUGAUGACACAAUCAUUGUUUGGGAUUUCCUCUCUCAUUGUCCACUGCUUCCAUCCGCACUGAUGACGACUUGCCAUGAGUCAGCUCCAGUUCCAAUUCCAAUGGAACAUGCACUG
Messenger RNA from Mesorhabditis belari, 1638 nucleotides. Lineage: Eukaryota; Metazoa; Nematoda; Chromadorea; Rhabditida; Rhabditidae. The record is from the annotation of a GenBank genome assembly.